CAUACACUUCUACAUAUAUAUAUAUACACACACGACCCAUGUUGUGAAAUCACCAUACGCACAUCAUAUGGGAAGCAUGAAGGUGCAUCACUUGUCACGUGGACUGUCCUCAUGGGAUAAUAACCAGACUCACCAUGACCAUUCACAACCGUCCCUCAGCCUCAGCUGCAAGCGUCUCCGCCCUCUCGCCCCCAAGCUCUCGCCCUCUUCUCCUUCCUCCUCCUCCUCCGCCACUGCUUUCGACCUCAAAAGCUUCAUCCGGCCCGAAAACCGCCCGAGAAGUACCCUCACCGAUGAUAACAAGAGAGACCCACCUCAGGUGGAGACUCACCCGGGCGGGACCAGGUGGAACCCGACCCAAGAACAGAUCGGAAUUCUCGAGAUGUUGUACAAAGGAGGAAUGCGAACACCGAACGCUCAGCAGAUCGAACAGAUCACCGCUCAGCUCGGGAAGUACGGUAAGAUCGAGGGCAAGAACGUGUUCUACUGGUUCCAAAACCACAAAGCGAGGGAGAGGCAGAAGCAGAAGAGGAACAGCCUCAGCCUAAGCGGCCAAAGUCCCAAGCCUGUCGUCUCUAACAUGACAACCCCCACUACAUUGUCGCUAGACAAUAAUAUUAGAAGAGAACAAGUGGUGGAGAAGGGUUUAGAGGACAGUCCAUACAAGAGGACAUGUAGGAGCUGGAACGUGGAAACCGAGAGCAAGACAAGCCCUUGUAAUAAUAAUUAUAAUAAUUACAAUAAUAAUAAAAUCAUUAACAAUGUAAUAACCCUAGAGCUUUUCCCUUUGCACCCUGAAUUAGGAAGAUCAUGAAGGGCGGGAAUUCUUACGUAGAUCUGGUUAAUUUGUCAUGCAGACCCUAAUUACUUGCCAUUAGCGAAAUUUGGUCUGUGUAAUCUAAAGCCGAAUCUAUGUAAGAAUUUCCCCCCUUGGAUUUGAAAUAAAUUAUCUUAUUAUA
Molecule: messenger RNA, 959 nt
Organism: Tarenaya hassleriana
Lineage: Eukaryota; Viridiplantae; Streptophyta; Magnoliopsida; Brassicales; Cleomaceae
Product: WUSCHEL-related homeobox 4-like
Exons: 3
Coding region: 68-814 (248 amino acids)
Biological process (GO): phloem or xylem histogenesis; procambium histogenesis; cell division
Cellular component (GO): nucleus
Molecular function (GO): DNA binding; DNA-binding transcription factor activity
Source: RefSeq, a predicted model, not a curated record